CGCGGUCCAAGCCCCGCGUCCCGUCCGCCCCUCCGCGGCCUUCUCCGCCGUCUCCAGCCUCCAGGCCGCCGGGGCCGGCCCGAGGAGCGGCCGCCCGCCCGCCAUGAACCAGCUUCUCUUCCGGGAGCUCGUCCCGCUGCAGGUGAAGUGCAAGGACUGCGAGGAGAGGAGAGAGAGUGUUCAAGUGCGUAUUGAGCUGCAGUCAGUUUCAAAUCCAGUCCAUAAGAAGGAGUUAGUUAUCCAGCUGACUGAUGAUACAGAUCCCUUUUUCCUGUAUAACCUUGCGAUAUCCGAGGAGGAUUUUCAGAGUUUGAAAUUCCAGCAGGAUCUUCUGGUAGACUUCUCAGCUUUCCCACAGAAGUUUAUAGAUUUACUUCAGCAAUGUACUCAGGAGCAAGGCAAAGAAAUCCCAAGGUUUUUGCUGCAAUUAGUUUCUCCAGCAACCAUAUUGGAACACUCCCCAGCAUCUCUAAAUGUGGUUCAGACCAACCAGUUUAAGUAUCUAACUCACCUUUCACUAAAACUCCUACCGGGAAAUGAUGUGGAAGUAAAGAAAUUUUUAGCAGGUUCUUUGAAAUGUAUGAAGGAAGAAAAAUUAUUAUUGGAGCAAACACUUAAGAAAACUGAAGAGGACCUGUCCAGACAGUUAAACUAUACCCAGCAGGCGUUGUCAGAAAAGAGCCGGGAACUGGAUAAAUUGCGUAAUGAAUUGACAACACACACCUCAUCACUGACAAGCAAGCAUUCUCUGGAAUUGACAAGUGAGAGGGAAAAAGCUCUCCAGGCCCAGGCGCAGUAUCAGCAGAUGCUUGAACAACAGAAAAAAGAGCUGGAAAGCCUGCACCAGAGAAAUGUUCUUCAGCUGCAGAGCAGACUGUCAGAGUUAGAGGUGGCCAACAAAGACCUGACGGAAAGGAGAUACAAAGGCGACUCCACAGUCAGAGAACUUAAAUCAAAGCUUUCUGGGUUAGAAGAUGAGUGUCAGAGAACAAAACAGGAAGUCCUUUCUUUGCGUCGAGAGAAUGCUACGCUUGAUGCCGAAUGCCAUGAAAAAGAAAAACUCAUUAAUCAACUUCAGACUAAAGUAGCUGUUUUGGAGCAGGAGAUUAAGGAUAAGGACCAGCUAGUAUUGAGAACGAAAGAAGUAUUUGACACAAUGCAGGAACAAAAGGUAGCGUUGGAAGAAAGUGCAGAGAAGAAGCAAGUGCAACUAGGAAAACUUGAGGCCACAAUAAAGUCAUUAUCCACAGAACUCCUUAAGGCAAAUGAAAUUAUCAAGAAAUUGCAAGGGGAUUUGAAAACUCUAGUGGGCAAAUUGAAACUAAAGAAUUCAGUUACAAUUCAGCAAGAAAAAUUGCUCGCUGAAAAAGAGGAAAAAUUGCAAAAGGAGCAGAAGGAGCUACAAGAUGUUGGACAAUCUCUUCGCAACAAAGAGCAAGAGGUGUGCAAACUGCGAGAACAGUUAGAGGCUUCGGUCCAAAAACUUGAAGAAAGUAAACAGCUUUUGAAAACCAAUGAAAAUGUAAUUACAUGGCUAAACAAGCAACUGAAUGAAAGCCAGUUAACAAGAAAGCAAGAAAUAUUGGGUCUCUCUACCACUCCAUCUGCACAUAUCAGCAAUAACUCAAUCAGAAGCGGAAUUUCACCUAAUCACAAUGUGCUUGACAACCGACUCCUGUACCCAAACUCGGGGAUUGGCUAUCCUGCCUCCUCUGCCUUCACCUUCCAGAAUGCCUUCCCACAUGCCACAUCUGCCAAGACUGCUAGCCAUCCAAUGUCUGGACCAAAGGUUCAAUUUAACAUGCAGUUUUCAAAAAGCAGUGCGUCCUCUGGAGACAUCCAGCCAGGAGGAAUAACUAGCACAGCUCGUUCAACUGAUAAGGAAAAUGGUGAGAAUUUGGGGCUGGAAUCCAAGUAUUUGAAGAAAAGAGAAGACAGCAUUCCUUUACGAGGACUCAGUCAAAACAUCUUUAAUAAUUCAGAGCACCUGAAAGACAGCCCUUUGGCCAUGCUUCAAGCUUCUUCAAAACCUGGAGCGCUCCCUUCUGCAGCCUCGGCUUAUUUUCCUGGGCAGUGACAAAACUCUCAGGAGACUUUUCUUCUGUUAAGGAUCAAAAGACUGGUGAUGGAUGAUAAUUAUGGAACAAGUUAACCUAAUAAUUUAAAUUCCACUUUUAUCAAAAUGCUUCAACUUUGACCUCAUCUCUCCUGCAUCAAAUCAUUUUCAUCGUUUCGAUCCCAUCGGUUGGCAUUCCCCAGGCCAUGAGAGGAAAGUGCAUUGGGGAAAUUGAAUUUUUGAGUUCAGCCCAAAGUUUCUGAAGGAACUGACAAUUUGGAGCAUUUUUACUCUUUAUGUCAGUGGAACAGUGUGCAGAGUGGAGGCUGUGUGUUUUAUUUUAUGUAUUUUAUAUAAGUGCCCUUUCUUAACUUCAUCUUUCCAACUAAAAUUGUCUACCAAGGGAUGCCGAUUCCUUCCCAUUACUGACUUUUCGAGCAUCACCUUCCUUUCUUUAGUGAGUUGAAAGAGCUUAAAGUAUCAGUCUCUAUACACCGGUGCUGUCCUGCUGAAGGAUGAGACGAACCCAAAGGUCCUCUUUCCCUGGGAUUCCCUUGAGGAAUUAACUGAGUAGCAAGAGAUGAUGAUCCUCUUCUCUGUGCUAAAGAGGCAGCAGCUUGCUGACUAUAGCCAGUGAAGCACUCCAUCCGCAACUGAGUUUAACCAAUAUGCCUGAUCUUCAAGAAAUCACUGCUGUAAAUGGGGACCAUAACUGUGCAGGAUUUUAACAUGGUUUGCAAUUUCGUAUACCUCUGUCCUUUUUAACCAACAUUCCUCUAGACAGUCUUGGGUUUGGUUCUGAUUUUAAAUGUCACUAUUUAAGAGAAACGAUACAGCCACACCAGGCAGGCCUCAUUUAUUUUUAGCGUUAAAGGGUUUUACCUGUGUGGAAGCUUUUGGUUCUCAACUAUAUCUUCUGGAUUUUAAUCCCGCUAAUCUUUUUUUCACCAAUCAUGGACUCAAACCUGUGUGUUUUGAAAACAUUAACCGAAGUGCUAAUUUUGUACCCUCUAGGGGAGAUGCCUGGUCUUUACUCUGGACAGACGCAUUUCUCUCUUGCAGCUUCUUCCUGCUGCUCUCCCCGUGACCUAUUCCAUAUCACCCACCCUACCCUUCUCCUCUGCCAUAUUACUCUUUCUUCCUGUUCAUGAAGACUCCAGGGGCACCACUGCAACCCACUACUACCUCUAGCCUUCUCCUCUUCCUCCUCCUUGCCCUGGCUAGCGUAAGUGCUCAGCCAAGCUGGGAUGGGCAGCGGGAGAGGCCGAACUCCUUUAGAAUGCCUUACCCGGGCGUACAAGCUUGUACAUCUACCUUAGAUUCGUGAUGUGCAAGACUGUUUCACCGUAGCUGAAUGUUGUCACUGCACAGUUGUGCACACGGUACUAAACUGGAUUCUCUUCAGUCACCUUCAGCAGACCUGCUGGGCGCCUCGAGCAGCUUUUCUGGAAGGUGGUUGCAAGGUGUAGCUUGAAGGAAGGAGAUGAAGGUUAAAACCGAUCAACUCCAAGGUUUCAGUCCCUUCCCCACUGCUCUUUGUCCCGGUUAGGAUCUGAGAGAAAUCAAACCAUCAAGUGUGCAUUGGAGCAUUCCCAGAGACUCUUUACAUCGCUAAGGCAGCUGUUGAAGAUGAAAAUAUUUUUUAAUCCCGCCGAAGUAUAACGACUGCAAGCUAUAAAUCGGAUCUUCAGAUUUCAUCAGUGAGAUGUGAUGUUCCACGCGGGCCCCGUUCCGUCUCACUGAUGGCAGGAUGGCUGCCUUUGGAAAAACUAUCAUCGUUCCUCACGUGGGUCGCUGGCAGGAUGCGAUCUUGCCACCUGAAAGACAUGUCUAUAAAUGCCAUUAGGAGCUGAUUAAAGCAGGUAAAGACGCUGUACAAUUGUAUUCAAAUUUGUCUUUUUGUGAGGGAAGUAUAUUAGCUCUCUAAAGGUGCUAGGUUUUGCUGACUCAAGUCAUAUUUCAAAAUUAAAUAGGUAAUGUGCGGGCAGGUUAAAGCAGCAAUCCAAGAAGCUUAUUUUUUGAAUACCGUAACCACCACCCUGGGUUCAGUUUUGUGCUAGAAUCUCUGACCAACCUCUCAGGACUUCAGGCUCAGCCCAGAUGAGUAGGACUGUCCCCAGCCUUCAUUAAAAGCAGAUCCCUUUAUUGUAUAGUAGAGCUCUUCCAUUGCCCAGGCACUCAGUGGAAGUUGGGGGUGUGUACUCUAUUACUCUACCUCUUGCACUUUUUAGUUCAAAUAUUACUCUUUUGCAGUGUAAAGUGUAUUUAUCAGUGUGGCAUUUAAUGUAUUUCUAAUGUUUGAGAGAAUUAUGAAAAAUUAAAACUGAUUUGAAGAACUGA
Messenger RNA from Ornithorhynchus anatinus (platypus), 4396 nucleotides. RefSeq names its product SAS-6 centriolar assembly protein (gene SASS6). Lineage: Eukaryota; Metazoa; Chordata; Mammalia; Monotremata; Ornithorhynchidae. The transcript has 17 exons. The record is from RefSeq and is a predicted model, not a curated record. Gene Ontology annotation, cellular component: centriole; centrosome. The coding region runs from base 104 to 2077 and encodes 657 amino acids. Gene Ontology annotation, biological process: centriole replication.